AUGGCAGACAAUCACCUCCCCUCCUACACGGACCUGCUAAUCAUCGGCGCCGGCCCAGCAGGACUGAUGGCCGCGUGCUGGGCGGCGCAAUUCGACAUGCAGACGCGGAUCAUCGACCAGAAGCCCGGACGGACACCCACGGGCCAUGCGGACGGGCUGCAGAGCCGCACGCUGGAGAUCCUGGAUAGUUUCGGGGUGGUGGACCCGAUUCUGCGGAAGUCGGUGCGGCAUGCGGAGAUGGCGUUUUGGGCGAUGAAUGAGCGAACGGGGUGUAUUGAGCGGAGGAAGCGGACAAAGUCCGUGCGGGGCAGCGCGGUGUUUGAUCAGCGGUUGUUGAAUCAGGGGGAUACGGAGCAGGUGUUUCUCGAUUAUCUGGGGGGGAAGAGGGGGAAGGUGGAGUAUGGGACACGGGCGAUUAAGUUGAUGGUGUCGGAGGCAGAUUCCGAGCGGGAUCAUCCAGUGGCGGUGGAGGUGGUUCCGGACCGAACCGAUGGAUCGGAAAUCAUUCGUGCUCGCUAUCUCAUUGCCUGUGAUGGUGCGCGUGGCUGGACCAGAAACCAGCUCGAGGUCCCCGUCGACAAGAAUCAGGGCCAGUCGACCUGGGCGGUCUUUGAUAUUGUGCCUAUCACGGACUUUCCGGACAUCCGCCAAUCAUGCGCGAUCAGCUCCGGGGAUCGUGGGAGUCUGAUGACUGCGCCGCGGGAGAACCGGCUGGUUCGCUUCUACAUCCAUCCCAAAGGCGACAAGGAGCUGUGCAACGACCACAGUGCGCGGGCAGAGCAGUCGCAGUCACUCGAGGAGCUGGUCAAGACGGCGGAGAGCUUGAUGGCCCCGUACAGCUUGACCUACAAGCAUUGUGACUGGUUCUCCCUCUACACGAUCAGACAGCAGCUCGUCCACCAGCUCCGGCCGCACGACAGGGUAUUUCUGGCCGGCGAUGCGGCCCACACUCACUCUCCCAAGGCAGGCCAAGGAAUGAACGUGUCGAUGCAGGACACAUAUAACCUGGUGUGGAAGCUGGAAAUGGUGAUCACAGGGGCCGCCAACCAAAGCAUCCUGGAGACAUACGAGUCGGAACGACGACCGGUGGCAGACGAGCUGUUGCAGCUGGAUGGAGAGCUGGUCGGUGCGUAUGAGCAGGACGACGGUGCAUCCAAGGGGAUUGAGAAUGUUCGGGACCGGUACUCCGAGUUUAUCUCGGGGCUGGGGGUGACCUACGGGCCGGAUGCACUCGUGGCCGACAGAUCUGCCGAAGGUCGAGCAGAGAAUAUACGCGUGGGCAGACGGCUGGAUCCGUUCUAUGUGAUCAACCACGCCGAAGGUGUCUCCAUGAGCCUGGGGAGCAGGCUUGUAAGCGAUGGCUCGUGGAGGUUACUGGUUUUCGCCGGUGACAUCCGUGACGCGGGCCGUCGCCGUCGCCUGGAUUCGUUCGCCCAGGAGGUCAGAGACUAUCCGUGCCUUGCGCACUUGGUGGAGAAGCGACAUGGCACUCGGACCGGGUGGCUUCUGGAGGCUAUUCUUGUAUAUGCGGGCCCCAGGGCGGCGACUGAGCUGCUGGGACUGCCCGACCUCUUCCAUCCGUUUGACGAUACAUGGGGAUGGGACUACACAAGAGUAUUCACGGAUGAAGGCCCAUAUGAGCCGGGGUGCCGGGGUGUCUAUGACGGCUACGGCAUAGACAGGGAUACAGGAUGUGUUGUGCUCUGUCGACCAGACCAGCAUGUGGCUUGGGUGGGAGGUCUGGACGAAGUGGCGGAGCUUGAGAGCUACUUUUCUGCCUUUAUGAAGCAUACAUCAUCAGACUAG
Molecule: messenger RNA, 1806 nt
Organism: Aspergillus saccharolyticus JOP 1030-1
Lineage: Eukaryota; Fungi; Ascomycota; Eurotiomycetes; Eurotiales; Aspergillaceae
Product: FAD binding domain protein
Exons: 5
Coding region: 1-1806 (601 amino acids)
Molecular function (GO): FAD binding
Source: RefSeq, a predicted model, not a curated record